Molecule: messenger RNA, 4461 nt
Organism: Sclerotinia sclerotiorum 1980 UF-70
Lineage: Eukaryota; Fungi; Ascomycota; Leotiomycetes; Helotiales; Sclerotiniaceae
Exons: 3
Coding region: 1-4461 (1486 amino acids)
Molecular function (GO): nucleic acid binding; RNA-DNA hybrid ribonuclease activity
Source: RefSeq, a predicted model, not a curated record
AUGGCUACCCCAAGCCCCCCAAGUCUCUCUAAAACCCUCUCCGAUAAGGCUAGCAACCUUCUCCACAAGGUUAACGAUGCUCAAGCCAUCUACAACCCAGUUACCCAGCUCCUAGACACCUACCUGAGCUCAGAGGAAGUCCUUGCUCUCCCAACGAGAUCACGAAAACUUCUCACUGCUCUUUGCCUUGAAUUUAAGGCAACUACCGAGCGACACUUUGAUGCCCUGAUCACAGGGCAUCACCCCCCCCGAGUCACUACGAACCCCGCCACCAACUCUCCGCUACCCCUUAUAACACCCCCUACAAGUACCCGUACUAGCCCCCCGAUCACAAAACCAGGCCCUAAGGCAACAUACACCCAAAAAGCCGCCAGCCCUAUUGAUCUUACACUAUCGAUCAAAAAGACGAAACCAAUCACCUACAUUGAUAACCGCCUGUUUGCACGUAUCGAACAAUCCCACCCUGCACGCAAAGCAGGGUCCUUUACAAUCCUUACUGCACUAAAGAAAGUACUUGGCCCAGCGGCCUCUCUCUUGAAAGAAGUCCAAGAGGUUAAAACAGGCUUUGCACUCUGUACAGGCUCGCCUAGCAAUCUAGCAGCUCUCGAGAAGGAGAAAAGCAUCAUUGCCAAUGCCAUCGGGAAUUGCAAGAUUGAAACGCAAGAAAAAUGGGACACAUACCGCCUGAGCUAUGUACCUCGGAAAGUUACAGUGCUAAACGACUCCUUCGAAAUUGACACUAUCACAGUUACAAAGGAUAUAAUUCGCAACGCUAUCAAAGAAUACUCUGGGCAGGAACUAUUACACGCUGUUCAAACUCAGGCGAGCAACACAACCGAUCAAUACCACUCCACCUGGAUAGUAGGCUUGAAAUCAGGCACUGAAGCUCUAAAGAGAACCCUCAAAAUCCUUGGAGCCAAUAUCACCGCUACCCUCUUGAUCCACAAGCCAAAAACCAUCCAAUGCACUCGCUGCUAUCAAUGGCAUAACAGCAGAUCAUGCUCCAAACCUCAAACUUGCAGACUAUGCGGUUCAAACAAGCAUUCUGAAAACGGCCACACAACCAAAUGCAAUACAGCACAUACAUGCCCUCCAAAAUGCCUUCACUGCUGCGGACCACAUCCAGCAGAUGACCCCAAUUGCCCUCUGCGCCCUAUCGCCAGUAAAAUAAAGUCCAAAUCAGAACGUCAAACUACACGCAAAACAUACAGUGAAGGCAGAACCCUAAUCUGCUUGAAAGCUGGUUGCACGAAAGCCCAGGCACCUGACUCCCAAAUGGAGAAUGAUACUACCCCCCCAACCCCCCUCACAAGCCAACCCCGCCCCAAAACCCCAACCCAAUGGUCCAACUCUCGAAAUCUACACCUCAUCUCUCCAAUCGGAAUUCCUACUCAUACAAAAGAAAACACCUUAGACCUUACUUUUCUAUCAGGACCCUAUAUAGCAUACACCUCUUUAGCUGAACACCUAGAUUGCACUUCAGACCAUAACACGUUAAAAACCUUACUUCACUGGAACUGCCAAAGUUCGAAGGCCAUCCAAAAACUUAGAUUGGACACAUUGGACGAAAAACUCUUUACAGACCUACUAGGAAUAAAUUUGACCAAUAUCGAUACCAGUACCGAAGCACUCUACACCACUGAGCUAGAUCGAUUAGCAUCAUCUCUCAUACAAGCUCUCAUAAAGGCCUACACAGACUCUGCAAAAAGAUCUACAAACGGCCCCCUUCAACAACCCUGGUGGAACGAGGACUGCACAAAGGCUGUACACAAACACAGGACUGCUAAAACUCCUGUAUCCAAGCGCUCUCUCCGGAGAACAGUCCGGAAAGCAAAACGUGCCUUCUAUAUCUCGAAAAUCGACAAAGUAGAGAACAUAAACGAUGUAUUUCGAAUAGCCAAAUGGCACCAGACUAUAGGCAUAUACCGAACCCCGCCUCUAGCAGACCCCUCAAAUUUGACCAUUGCAAACAGCAUCGAAGAGAAAAGAGAAGCAUUCGCCAGCAAUCUACUAACAAACUCGGCCGAAGUCGACGAUAUUCCUUUCGAUAUCCCAGCGAUCCCAAGUCGUUCUAUCAUCUUCCCCGACAUCGAUUUACAAGACAUAGAACUAGCUAUUCUAAAGACCGGGAACACAGCACCCGGUGCAGAUGAAAUCCCGACGAGAAUCCUACAAAUCGCAUGGCCACUAAUCAGGGAUAUAACCCUCUCCCUCUUCAAAGGGUGUUUAAACCUAGGACAUCACCCAGAAUGUUUCCGGAUAGCCACAAUCGCAAUCAUCCCUAAGCCCAAUAAGCCCGAUUAUACCAACCCAAGAUCAUACCGCCUGAUUGCUCUACUUUCAGUUCUAGGCAAAGGCCUUGAAAGACUCAUUGCGAAGAAAAUAUCAUGGCUUGCCCUAAACUACAAAGUCCUAGCAAAUCAACAGUUCGGAGCUCUACCACUGCGAUCCUCAGUAGACCUCACAUCUUGUGUCACACAUGAUAUGGAAGCAUCUUUGAAACAAGGGUUAAAAACUACACUUCUCACAAUGGACGUGAAGGGAGCUUUUGACGCAGUAUUACCAGGACGACUAGUGAACCGCCUUCGGGAACAAGGAUGGUCAAACAAAUUGGUUAAAUGGGUACAGUCCUUUGCCACCAAUCGUUACAUCAAGAUCCGACUGGACGGCGAGAUCGGCCCAAAAACAAAGCUAGAAUACGGCCUUCCCCAAGGCUCUCCAAUCUCCCCGAUCCUGUUUAUGCUCUAUACUGCGCCCCUUUUCUGGAUGGGCAAUCCACGGAAAAGAUUCGGGUACACUGACGAUAUUGCGCUACUAGCAACAUCCGAUAGCCUCCAAAAGAACUGUGAUACUCUUCAAGCAAAUAUGCAAGAAGCUCUCGAAUGGGGAAAAACCGAAGGCAUCACCUUUGACCCCAAAAAAUCUGAGCUAAUACAUUUCUACAAGGGACAUCGCACACUAACUGAAGCUCCCUCAGUACACACUGGCUCCCUGAACAUCGAGGUGAAACCUGGUCCGCUCAGAUGGCUUGGAGUCUAUUUCGACAGAAGACUAAACUUCAAGCCACAUAUACAGAUUCUUACAGCAAAAGCCCUCAAAGGAGCUAAUGCACUAAGAUCCUUCAAUAACACAUGCCGAGGGAUACCCCCCUACUCCACCAGAAGAGUGGCUGUAGCCUGUGUACUAAAGAAAUGCUACUUUGCCUCAGAAACAUGGUGGCCAGGCCGAACCAGAUUAAAGAAGAAUGCCUCGAACAAGUCAAUUUCAAAUGUAGUGGACAGCUAUAUAAAUCUACUCAACAAAGUGAUCCUCACUUGUGCAAAAGCAAUUCUCCCGGUAUACAAAGCCACGAACACAGCGGUGCUAUACGAGGAAGCUAAACUCAGGCCCUCCGAAAUCGAGCUAAACUUAGCCUCACAAACAUAUGCUGUGCGAACCUUCAGACUAGACCCUUACCACCCUCUCAGAAUUAGAGCGAAGAGCAUGAUCAAAGCCAAAGACCAGAACCGAACUGUAGAUACAAGACUUUCAAGUUUUAUCACAGUAUUACCAAAAGCCGAAUAUAUAAAUCCAUUAGCUUUCCCUUCAUGGGAACACAAGGAAUCGAGAGCAGAAGCCGAGAUAUGUGUAGCUGGCCCGAUGGGCAGAACAAAGGCCCAAGCAGCUGACGACUUCAAGGCCUUCCAUCCUAAGAUCCCAAGGAGUGAUAUACAGAUCUUCUCGGAUGGUUCAAAAAGCGAAAGCAAGGACGGCGCCACCGGAGGUGGCUUUGUAAUCACACAAUUUGAUAUCCAAGUGGCCCAUUACUCCUUCUCACUUGGCACAAAUGCAGAGGUAUUCGACGCGGAAGCUAUGGCUGCAGUAACAAGGGCAGCAAAGGCCCUAGCGUUUCCAUCAAUCAAACUUGCUACAGACCUAUGGAUCUUCUUGGAUAACUACGAAGUAGCCCUAAGAUUAGGCUCCCAUUUCAAUGGCUUGUCUCAGGCGGUCUUCGAAGAUUUCCUGAAGCUCACACAGGCCUGGGCCGCUAGACCGAGGCUCCCACAUAUCCCCCCUGGUAAAAUAUGCAUACACUGGGUCCCAGGGCAUCUCAACAUUCCAGGCAACGAAAUGGCCGACAAAGCAGCCAAGGAAGGGGCAAAACUCCCCCCACCCCCCAACCCGGCCUCGGAUAACCAAUUGUGGAACAUAGUCAGCCCUCAGUAUUACAAAGAUCUGCAAUAUAAGCACACUUCCAAUACAAUUACUCUCUCCUUAAAAAGAGCUACACUUCACUACAUUCUUGCAGCCAGAUCACAGCAUGGAGACUUUGCGGCAUAUCACGAACGCUUCAACCACACUACAGCUCACACUCUCUGCUCAUGCGGUAAAAGGAAAACCCCGUUACACUUCUUCUUCUGCAAGAAAGGCAAAGCUUACAAAACACUUACGAAAAGCCCAUUAUCUGAAGCCAUCCCCUAG